This is a messenger RNA of Aethina tumida (small hive beetle), 2468 nucleotides long. It is a transcript of the gene Ance-3, whose product is annotated as angiotensin-converting enzyme. The record is from RefSeq and is a predicted model, not a curated record. Gene Ontology annotation, cellular component: plasma membrane. NCBI's taxonomy places the organism in Eukaryota, Metazoa, Arthropoda, Insecta, Coleoptera, Nitidulidae. The transcript has 10 exons. The coding region runs from base 1 to 2367 and encodes 788 amino acids. Gene Ontology annotation, biological process: proteolysis. Gene Ontology annotation, molecular function: metallopeptidase activity; peptidyl-dipeptidase activity.
AUGGUUAAUUCAGUGCGCUGCAAAAAACUACAUUUUGUGAUAUGUUUCGUUUUUAUUGUCGAAAAAAGUGAGGCACAAUUAAACAUCCCUGAUUAUUACAACCCCAACGAUCCUAAUUACCGACAAUAUUUAAAUCCCAACGAUUUGAAUCCGAAUUUCAUUCCAAAUAACGUCAAUCCGAAUGAUCCGAAUUAUACACCUGCACCAAAUCCCAGAUUUAUUCCCAAUAAUAAUCCCAAUUUCAACCCGAAUCUGAAUCCGACCAACGUGAAUCCGAAUUACAAUCCAAAAUUGAAUCCGACAAAUCCGAAUCCAAAUUUCAAUCGAAACCCAAACAAUCUAGAUCCAAACUACAACCCCAACUUGAAUCCAAAUCCAAACAGAUUUCAACCGAUCAAUCCGAAUGGUAGUCCCAACGUUUACUUUGCCGGCAAUAAUUUUGACAACAGGACUUAUCAAUUUGGAUUCGUCGAUGGGCGAAAUGAUGAGAUUUAUGGCAUUUUGGACAAGUUGGAUGUUGAGGCCUCGGAUCGUUGUACUGAAAAUGUGGCCGCUCAGUGGAACUUUGAAACCAACGUGAAUGUGGAAACCCAAGCAGAAGUGAUAAACGCCCAAGGAAUUUAUUCCGAUUUUCAACAUGAACUAUGGGAAUAUAUCAACAACCUGGGAAUCCCCAACAGAAAUUUGGACAUGAGAACUUACAGACAACUUAGAUACAUGUCAAUUGUGGGUCCGGCAGCUCUAACUCCAGACCAAUUAGAUAGAUACAAUCGAUUAAUAAACGACAUGCUGUCAAUAUACAACACUGCAUCAAUUUGUGCCUUCAAUGAUCCUUUAAACUGUGGCUUAAGGCUGCAACCAGACCUGAACAACAUAAUGGCAAAGAGCAGAAAUUGGGAUGAACUGCAACACGUAUGGACCGAAUGGAGAAGAAAUUCAGGACGAAAAAUGAAGGACUCAUACGAACAGAUGGUCUUCGUAUCAAAUGAUGCAGCAAAGAAAAACAAUUUCUCUGAUACAAGUGACUUUUGGAAUUUUGCCUUCGAUCCUACACCUGACUUGUUUGAAGACGUGUGGGAAGAAAUAAAACCCUUGUACGAACUUUUGCACGCUUAUGUAAGGAGGAAGUUAAGAGAUUAUUACGGCCCAGAUAAGAUUAGCAGUCAAGCUCCUUUACCUGCACAUAUUUUGGGCAACAUGUGGUCUCAAUCUUGGACAAAUAUUCUGGACAUUACACAACCUUAUCCUGGACAAAAUUAUAUAGAUGUUACUCCAGAAAUGAAUCGACAGGGAUAUGCUCCAGAAGAUCUCUUCCGAUUGGCUGAAGAUUUCUUUUUGUCAAUCAAUAUGAGUGGAAUGCCUAUAGAAUUUUGGAGGGAAUCAAUAUUCGAGGAGCCUCUAGAUCGUAAUAUAAUUUGCCCACCGUCGGCUUGGGACUUUUGCAACGGCAGAGAUUUCAGAAUAAAAAUGUGCACGCAAAUCAACAUGAGAGAUCUGAUAACCGCCCAUCAUGAAAUGUCACAUAUUCAAUACUUUAUGCUCUAUAAAAACCAACCGAAAGCGUUUCGAGACGGGGCGAAUCCAGCAUUCCAUGAGGCUAUCGGAGAAGCAAUUGGAUUAUCUGUGGUAACACCUAGUCAUUUACAAAGUUUAGGUUUGAUACAAUCUUCGGUGGAAACUUUGCCAGUUGAUAUAAAUUUCCUUUACUCAAUGGCUUUGGAGAAGUUAACGUUCUUGCCAUUCGCCUUGGUGAUGGAUAAAUGGAGGAGAGACGUGUUUAAGGAAAAUAUUGUCAAGAACCAAUAUAACUGUCGUUGGUGGAUCCUUAGCGAGGAAUACAUGGGAAUCAAACCUCCAGUACUUCGAUCAGAACUCGACUUCGAUCCUGGUUCAAAGUACCACAUACCAGCCAACAUUCCAUACUUAAGAUACUUCGUCAGCACCAUAUUACAAUUUCAAAUUUACCGGUCGAUGUGCAGAGCGUCAGGACAAUACAUGCCAGGAGAUCUGAACAGACCUUUGCACAAAUGCGACGUUUACAAUCAUAAAGAGGCGGGAAAUAUUUUAAAAAGCAUCAUGGAAAAAGGUGCAUCGAUGCCUUGGAGGGACGUUUUGUUCCAAGCGACAGGUGAAAGUCGUCUCGACGGGAGUGCGAUGCGGGAAUACUUCCAGCCUUUGGAAGAGUGGUUGCGUAACGAGAAUCUGAGGACGCGGGAAUACGUCGGAUGGCUUUACGACGGCGAUUAUUGCAAACAGAGCAUCGAGACGGCGGGCCUGCAGGUUUUCGGCGGUUUCUACAAUCGAGGCGCACUUCAAUAUCCGUCCUUAUGUGUUCUUUUGUGUUCUCUAUUUGUAUUCAUGUACUAAAAUAAGAUUUAUUUUUUACCACUUUUUUUUGUACUAAUAGACUAAUAAUUGUAAAUAAUGCCAUUUUGUUUGAUUGUUUUAAUAUACAUAAUUUUGUUUAA